AUGCACACAGGCUACUGUCGCCCAACUGCUUCUCCUCCACCACCAGCUAUUCAGGAGUUACGUGCUACUAUUAGAGUGCUACCUCCACAUGAUUGCUACAUUUCUACUCUUAGAAACAAUGUUCGCUCACGUGCCUGGGGAGCUGCCAUUGGUUGCAGUUAUCGUGUUGAGCGAUGUUGCAUUGUGAAGAAAGGAGAUGGGACCAUUGAUCUUGAACCUUGUCUUACGCAUACAUCAUCUGUGGAACCUACUCUUGCUCCAGUGGCCGUUGAGCGUACAAUGACAACGAGGGCUGCAGCUUCGAGUAUCUGGGUGAUGGUUUAG
Messenger RNA from Ilex paraguariensis (yerba mate), 324 nucleotides. The record is from the annotation of a GenBank genome assembly. NCBI's taxonomy places the organism in Eukaryota, Viridiplantae, Streptophyta, Magnoliopsida, Aquifoliales, Aquifoliaceae.